Molecule: messenger RNA, 3462 nt
Organism: Elephantulus edwardii (Cape elephant shrew)
Lineage: Eukaryota; Metazoa; Chordata; Mammalia; Macroscelidea; Macroscelididae
Gene: CPXM2
Product: carboxypeptidase X (M14 family), member 2
Exons: 20
Coding region: 1-3462 (1153 amino acids)
Biological process (GO): proteolysis
Molecular function (GO): zinc ion binding; metallocarboxypeptidase activity; ferric iron binding
Source: RefSeq, a predicted model, not a curated record
AUGUCUCGAGACUGCUGGCUCACAGCCCCAGGUGGGAACCCCACUCAGGAGGCAUGGCCUCUGCAGUAUCUUCCAGAGAAGCUGUCAGUGAACCAAAGCGCUCAGGUCAAGGCCCUGAACACCAAAGCCGAGGAGGACAUCCGAACCUCCUCCUGCGUGACUCCCACAGAGACGAGGCUCCUCUGGAGGGAGGAUUUCUUGCCCCCUCCACUUGUCCAGCACGCGUGGGAGCAGCAGGCAGCAGAGAAGCGUGAUUGGACUACAGAGAUGCUUCGGGGGCCUCACUCGGAUAUAGUGAGCCUCUGGGGGCACAGAUACUGCCCCCAGCCCUGGGUCCCAGACUCCACUAAAGAGUUGGUGGACGCCUGGAAAGAGAGUGAAUAUGGAGCCAGUCAGUCCUGUGUCCAGGUGUCAUGCCCAGUGACACAGCGGCAUGAACUGCAGCCCGGCACUGCCUCCUGGUGGCCAACGCGGGCAUGUCAGCAAAGAAGGCUCCUCAUCCACCCUUUCCUUACCACUUACCUGGACUGCCUGCCUGCCCCCACUGUCUGCCCUGACCACCUCUACCUGGUCCAGGCCCCCAAACCUCGACCAACUAUGAGCUUUCAGAUGCGUCAAAAUUAUUCUGCCAAAGCAGAAGCUGGCAUCAACCAUCUGGCCAACCUGGACCUGCGGGCCUCUUACACCUACCUCUCUCUGGGAUUUUAUUUUGACCGCGAUGAUGUGGCCUUGGAAGGCGUGGGGCUCUUCUUCCGCGAGUUGGCGAGUGAGAAGCGCGAGGGUGCCGAGCGGCUCUUGAAGCUGCAAAACCAGCGCGGCGGGCGCGUCCUCUUCCAAGAUAUCCAGAAGCCAUCCCAGGAUAAGAGGGGUAAAACCCUGGACGCCAUGCAAGCAGCGCUGGCCUUGGAGAAGAACCUAAACCAGGCCCUUCUGCAUCUGCACGCUCUGCCAAGUGAGGAGGACCACGUGCUAGGGCCCCAGCUAGCAUACGAGGUCCACAAGGGCCCGCCUCGGCGCCCGGGCCGCGGAGGGAGGAGGGCAGGAGGGCGGGGCCGGCCUCUGGAGCCCGCCCCACUCCCAGGCGCGCCCCAGCCCUCCAGGCCCCGCAGUGGGCCGCUCACACCCAGAUCUGCGCCCCUGGGGCCGCAGUCUGCGCUGCCGGCUCCCACGACCCUGCCCCGGCCACAGUGCGAAGCAGGCAUGGCCCACUGGGGCACCGCCGCCUCGGUGCGGGUAUUCGUGCUCCUGCUGGUAGUCCUGGCCCAGGCUGGGACGCAGACGUCUGUGCCAGAGUACCCUGACUACAACGUGCAGGAGAGCUGGAGCCCGGAGCCCUACUAUGCACGUCCUGAGCCCGAUUCCUCCCCAGCGCCACCCUCGGGGACCAGGCAGGAGGAGCACCAACCGCUAGCGCCCAGGCCGCCCAAGAAGGCGACCAAGUUUAAGAAGGGACCUAAGAAGGAGAAGUUGGCUCUGGAGACGCCACUGCCACCAGGUAAAAAUGGCAACCGGAAAGGUGCGAGAUCCAAGAGCUUUGAGAAGUCGGCCAGCGAUGACCAGAGCAUCCACGCAGGCCCCCAGGACCGCAGAGAGAGUUGCCCACCUCUCGGACUGGAAACCUUGAAGAUCACCGACUUCCAGCUGCACGCGUCCACAGCAAAGCGCUACGGCCUGGGCGCGCACCGGGGGAGACUCAACAUCCAGGCAGGUAUUAACGAAAAUGACUUCUACGAUGGGGCGUGGUGUGCAGGACGCAAUGACCUCCACCAGUGGAUUGAAGUGGACGCCAGGAGGCUGACCAAGUUCACUGGUGUCAUCACGCAGGGAAGAAAUUCACUCUGGCUGAGUGACUGGGUGACCUCCUAUAAGGUCCUGGUGAGCAAUGACAGUCAUACGUGGGUCACUGUUAAGAAUGGAUCGGGAGACAUGAUAUUUGAAGGGAACAGUGAAAAGGAAAUCCCGGUUCUCAAUGAGCUGCCUGUCCCAAUGGUGGCCCGUUACAUCCGCAUAAACCCACAGUCCUGGCUGGACAACGGGAGCAUCUGUAUGCGGAUGGAGAUUCUGGGCUGCCCACUGCCAGAUCCUAAUAACUAUUACCACAGACGGAAUGAAAUGACCACCACCGAUGACCUGGAUUUUAAGCAUCACAACUAUAAAGAAAUGCGACAGUUGAUGAAGGUCGUGAAUGAAAUGUGCCCAAACAUCACCAGAAUUUACAACAUUGGCAAAAGCUACCAGGGCCUGAAGCUGUAUGCUGUGGAGAUCUCGGACCACCCCGGGGAGCAUGAAGUUGGUGAGCCCGAGUUCCACUACAUCGCGGGCGCCCAUGGCAACGAGGUGCUGGGCCGUGAGCUGAUGCUCCUGCUGAUGCAGUUCCUGUGCCAGGAGUACUUGGCGGGGAACCCCCGCAUCGUCCACCUGGUCGAGGAGACUCGCAUCCACAUCCUGCCCUCCCUCAACCCUGAUGGCUACGAGAAGGCCUAUGAAGGGGGCUCAGAGCUGGGAGGCUGGUCCCUGGGGCGCUGGACCGAUGAAGGAAUUGACAUCAACAACAACUUCCCCGACUUAAACUCGCUGCUCUGGGAAGCGGAGGACCGGCAGAAUGUCCCAAGGAGAGUUCCCAACCACCACAUUGCCAUCCCUGAGUGGUUUCUGUCGGAAAAUGCCACUGUGGCAGUGGAGACCAGGGCGGUCAUCGCGUGGAUGGAGAAGAUUCCCUUCGUGCUGGGCGGCAACCUGCAGGGCGGGGAGCUGGUGGUGGCGUACCCCUAUGACAUGGUGCGGUCACUGUGGAAGACCCAGGAGCACAGCCCCACGCCUGAUGACCACGUCUUCCGCUGGCUCGCCUACUCCUACGCCUCCACGCACCGGCUGAUGACGGACGCGAGGAGGCGGAUCUGCCACACGGAGGACUUCCAGAAGGAAGAUGGGACCGUCAAUGGCGCUUCUUGGCACACUGUCGCUGGAAGUCUGAACGACUUCAGCUACCUUCACACAAACUGCUUCGAGCUGUCCAUUUACGUGGGCUGUGACAAGUACCCGCACGAGAGUGAGCUGCCGGAGGAGUGGGAGAACAACCGGGAGUCGCUCAUCGUGUUCAUGGAGCAGGUGCAUCGUGGAAUCAAGGGCAUAGUGAGAGACUUGCACGGGAAGGGUAUCCCCAACGCCAUCAUCUCCGUAGAGGGAAUUAACCAUGACAUCCGAACAGCCAGCGAUGGGGAUUACUGGCGCCUCCUGAACCCCGGCGAGUAUGUGGUCACAGCCCGGGCCGAAGGCUUCACGGCGUCCAUCAAGAACUGCAUGGUGGGCUAUGACAUGGGGGCCACGCGCUGCGACUUCACACUCAGCAAGACCAACCUGGCCCGGAUUCGCGAGAUCAUGGAGAAGUUUGGCAAACAGCCCGUCAGCCUGCCCGCCAGACGGCUGAAGCUACGAGGACGCAAGAGGCGGCAGCGCGGGUGA